Pestalotiopsis fici W106-1 is the source of this 1458-nucleotide messenger RNA. RefSeq lists its product as uncharacterized. Bases 1 to 1458 code for a protein of 485 amino acids. The transcript has a single exon. NCBI's taxonomy places the organism in Eukaryota, Fungi, Ascomycota, Sordariomycetes, Amphisphaeriales, Sporocadaceae. The record is from RefSeq and is a predicted model, not a curated record.
AUGUCUGCGGACGCCAAUGGUGGCUCCGAUUCGCGGGAUAUAAACCAGGCAUCAUCAGGAGUACCUUCACUUCCUCCACUGCGAUCAAUCACAAACGGCACCCGCCGGUCGGCAGCACUGGCAGCAUUUCAGACGCACACGGGUUCGAGGCAUGGAAGGUGGCGGGCCGAGCGGCUUAUUGAACGACACAUGACUCGGGACGGUAUCUCGGACAGUGAUAUGCGACGAACAAGAGCAUCACAAAACGCAAGAGACUAUCAGCAUCUGCAGACCAUGCGAGCACUGCACGAUACAAUGGACGACACAAACAAUGAGCUGCGAGCUCUUCUGGACUUUGCACAACCAUCACCGCAUACUUACUCUGAACAACUAUCAUUUCCUUCUCCGCCACUUCAGACUCAGGAGUUGAGCGACGACAACCCCCGUGCCAAGCGGCGAAAGCUAGAUUCGGAUUGCCUUUCCAGUGGAUUUAAGGGAUUUCGUUAUGGCAAAUAUGGGCAGGUCGAACCUGGGGCUCUGACCAUGGAGAUAGUGAGCUGCGAUGGGGGCAUUUACUCGGACGACAGUCAUAUUUAUUCCGCCGAAAAUAUUCUUAAAAAUGACGCCUCCGUCUACUGCACCAAAGGGCCCCGAUGCAAUAUUGUCUUGAGGCAUCAAGGCUCUACCGUGUUCACUCUGAAAGAAUUGGUCAUCAAGGCUCCUAGGCACAACUUUUCUUCGCCGGUUCGAGAAGGCAUGGUUUUUGUUUCCAUGAAUGCAGAUCUUUUGGCGCGCACAGCUCGAUAUCAGAUAUCCUACUCACGAGCUACGGGCUCCCGCCGUACAGAUCGAGAUGACCAGCCUUCGGUGCCAAUUUUGUCAAGUCGCAAUACCGAAGCAGGUACCAGUGUCUCGAGGAUGCGGGCUCGCAGACUCGGGAACAUUGGCAUGGACGGCAUGGAAGACGGCGACGAGAAUGAGUACAGGAGCGCACAAAUACCACCCGAAUUUACCGCAUCACCGCCACCGUUUCAUGUGACUACAGUCUGCAGCGACGACGAGGACGAUCCGAGCAUGAGACCAUUUUGGCAGCAAGCACCGAAUAGGAUUGGCGCUUUGCCAUUCGAGAGCGAAGACAGCGGACUAGAUGAUUCAGAUACAAUGCCAUCCCGCGAUCAUGGACUGCGUCGCCGGCGCUACAAUCUCUUGGGCUCGACAGAAGUAGAGACAGCACAGGAUUCAGCGGGUGGCCCCUCGUCGGCUGGCGAAGGUGAUUUAAUGGCCGCGCACGCAAGAUUCUUCAUUGAACCAGACAAGAGCAAAUGUACCAUCAAGUUCGACCCACCAGUAUCGGGCAGGUUCAUUCUACUGAAAAUGUGGAGUCCUCAUCCGGAUUCGACAUCUAAUAUCGACAUACAGGCAGUGGUUGCCAGUGGGUUCGCGGGGCCGCGAUACUUUCCAGCCGUCGAAGUACGAUGA